This is a messenger RNA of Nasonia vitripennis (jewel wasp), 1942 nucleotides long. RefSeq names its product peroxisomal membrane protein PEX16 (gene Pex16). Gene Ontology annotation, cellular component: peroxisomal membrane. The coding region runs from base 462 to 1481 and encodes 339 amino acids. Gene Ontology annotation, biological process: peroxisome organization. The transcript is spliced from 6 exons. The record is from RefSeq and is a predicted model, not a curated record. NCBI's taxonomy places the organism in Eukaryota, Metazoa, Arthropoda, Insecta, Hymenoptera, Pteromalidae.
CAGCUUCCAAUUUCCAUCUGCAUCCGUCCGUCGAUUUUGCAUUUGCAUACGUAGGUAGUAUUAGUGUAUAGUAUAGUAUAAGAAGGAGCGGAGUAUGUACUCGGUGCAUAACGCAAUAUUUACAUUAUUGAGCAAAGCGACGUAUACGCAAGCCGUAAAGGCCGAAUGUUAAUAACCCGACCGUCUUAUACAGGCUACACACACUUUGACUAAACUUACCGUAUCGUCAUAUUAGACGUCACCUGCGCAAGUAUAAUAGUAUAGGUAUGCUGUUCGCGCGGCGCCGCUCGCAACUCGCAGCGAUGGAGAACUACUGAGUGUCCGCCCGUCCUAAUUUGCAAGUCAAAACAUGCCAAUUGUAUCCGCCGCUAAAACACGAAAAACCUAUGCUUCCGACAAGUGAAAGCACACUUAUAGCACUGAAGAGCUUCUGAUACUCCGUGCGGCAGUACAACCUAGUCAUGACCAGCCCUAUCAAGAUCAAGCUGACCCUCAAGCAGUGGUGCGAGCAGUACAAAAGAUGGAUCGCCAAAAAUCCAAACCUCGUCUCGGACAUCGAGAGCACCGUCAAAUAUGUCUCGUUCUUCACUGCUGGAAGGUUAAACAGCUCUACACUGGCCUCUGAGUUUGUUUACUCGCUGCCAAAUCUUAUGGUUCUGUUCAACGAUCAAAUAAUCAAAGCCAGUAGGAAUCCGGAAUCAAAACUGCCCUCGUUGCAAUCAAAAAUUAAGAUAUGGCUCACCAUAAUCGAUUAUACAGAAGCACUCUUCGAAGUAUCGGCUAAGAAGCUUUGGGGUGAAGCAGGACGAUGGUUCAUUAUUGCGUUGAUUCAAAUGUUGAAAGUUGUGAUGCGAUUAGUUCUUGUAUUCCGUUACAAAGAGCGCAUCACUCUAACUCCUGCCAUUCCACCUCUAAAUCGUGAAAAACUCAAUGAAAAUAAUGAUGGAUUGCAACGCCCUAAGGAAGCAUUCUCUCUUAAACGUUCUGGUAAAGUUGUGAGAACAGUGAGGAGUAGUUCUUCGCAGCCAAGGACAUGGACACCUCCUACCUCUUCAUCUUCUGUUGAAACUGAAGAACUUGGGAAUGCUACUACUAUAGAUUCGUUAAAAAAAUCUUUACUUAUAGCAGAAACUUUGUAUAUUGUCAAACCAUUGCUUCAUCUUGGUUGUUUAUCUGUUAGCGGACCAAAGAAUUGGAAUCCUUGGCUCUUAUCUUUUAUCAUCGACCUGACAAGUUUAAAAAUAUUCAGUCAAGAGCCCACAUUAAACAGGGAAGAAAGAGAAGAACUUUGUCGCAGAAGAAUAGGAUUGUUGUUGUAUAUCUUACGUUCUCCCUUUUAUGACAAUUGCAGUCGCAUGAGAAUUUUCUACAUGCUGGAGACAAUAUCGAAAACAGUACCAUUAGCAAGACUAAUAGCGGAGCCAAUUGCUAGAUAUUUGCCACACUGGCAGAACACAUACUUCUACAUGUGGUCAAGUUGAAGCCAGUUUGCGAAUGAUAAGUUCUUCGAUAUCUGACGAACCUUUGUGUUGGCCACAAAAACAGUUCAGGUAUGCAAAUGCUUGAUCAAGGCAUUUAAAUGCUGCAAUAUUCCUUUUAUAUUAUACGUUAUUUAUUCCAUGACAUUAUUCCAUGAGAAAUUAUGAACAAGGGAAAGUAUUGGUCAAACAGCACUAAUUUGAUUACCAAAAUUUUUAAGAGCUCUGACAGAAUGCUCUGAUAAAAUCAGGUGAUUUUUGCAGUUUUUCCAUUAUAUAGUUAAGAUAUUUUUAUUAUGUAAUUGCGUGGUAUUAUAGAUGGUGGCUGGUUAGUGAGUGUAAACAUUGAGCUCCAAACAUUCCUAUGGUGAUUGCAAAGAAUGAUACCUUUAUCUACUUAAAAGUUUAUAGUGUAAAUGUAUACUUUCGCUGUUGAAAUGAAUAAAUUGUUUUCUAAAAUUUUA